GAGUUCAAGGCAUUCACUGGAGUCUUCCCAGGGACGAUGUCGUCUUCGACGAUGAAAGCUCAUUGCCGGGACAAAAGAGGAAGUUUCUUUAAGCUGAAGUGCUGGAAAAUGGGACCUUGAGCACUCCAUGAGAAACUAUGUUAUUUAUAUAUGAUAUGGGAGGUCUGGUGGCGAUGCAGGAGUUGGUUGCAGAGAAGGCUAUAGGGUGCUUGUGGAGGGUUGCUGCACUCUGCUUAGCAAAACAGGAAGUAAAAGAUGACAUGCCAAGAGGAUACAGGCCUCCAGGAAAAAUGAAAAAUGAGAGGCUGGCAGGAAAGAGACUUCUAUUCUGCUUCUCCAUUUUGAAUUAAGUUACUACUGAACUGAAUUUGUGGAUGAAGCUGAACGCUGUGGUGAAGCCUGACGUGUCAGCAUGGUGCAGGUUCCUCUGGCUGCUGCUCCUCAUGGGCAGGAGGGCAUGGCUCACAUCUCACUGCAGCCACUCAGGCUGCUUGAGAGGCAGCAGCUCAUUGACACAAUUGCCUCAGAAAUCGGAGAACUGAAACAGGAGAUGGUUCAGACGGAUGUCACAGUGGAAGAUGAACCUGCAGAUUUGCGAAGUCUAGUAAAGGACAUGGAUAAUGUCUCUCCAGAGAAAAAGGAUGUGAAAGGCUGCCCUCGGGACUCUGGAUAUGACAGCCUAUCCAACAAGCUGAGCAUAUUGGACAAGCUCCUCCACACUCACCCUGUGUGGCUCCAGCUUGGUCUGAACGAUGCUGAAGCCAUGGAAAUUCUGCGUGCACAGCCUCCUGGGAUAUUUUUGGUUAGGAAAUCUUCAAAACUGCUGAAGAAAGUCAUAUCUCUGCGUCUGCCUGGCGACUGUGGGUCCUGCCUAAAAGAAUUUGCAAUAAAAGAAAGCACAUACACAUUUUCCUUAGAGGGGUCUGGAAUAAGUUUUGCUGAUUUAUUCAGGCUCAUUGCUUUCUACUGUAUUAGUAGGGAUGUCCUUCCAUUCACCCUGAAGUUGCCUCAUGCUAUUGCUGCAGCAAAGACAGAAGCUGAACUUGAAGAGAUUGCUCAGCUUGGACUGAACUUCUGGAGCUCUCCGGCUAACAGCAACCCCUCAGAUGCUUCACCUCCCCGUAAGCCUGGGCCUUCAGACAGCGCUCGCAAAGACUCGCGUCAGCUCUGCCUUAUAAAUGGAGUGCAUUCUAUACGAACCAGAACGCCUUUGGAGCUGGAGUGCAGCCAGACCAACGGAGCGCUGUGUUUCAUUAAUCCGCUCUUCUUAAAAGUGCACAGCCAGGAUGUCACUGGAAGUCUGAAAAGGCAGAGCCUGAAAUCUCAGGAUGUGAAUGGCACCGAGAGGCCUCGCUCCCCCCCACCCCGGCCACCACCUCCUUCUAUUAAUAGCGUCCUCAUGAGUCCACAGCUUUCCAGGACUAUAAAGCAGGCGAGCGUGCCAGAAACAGUCAACCAUAAGAAAGAGAGAGACUUGGAUUUGCUGCGGAGUAAACCAACCCCUAUUCCGCCUCCUCGGCUGAAGAAGCAGGCUGUUUGCGCAGAGGUGGAGGGCGGCAGCUCAAAGCCCGCAGCCGCAAUUCAACCUGCCUGCAAUUCCGUGCGUGUCCCCGUGGCUGCUGACGUUGUAGCUGAAACCCCCCCACCUCAGCCAGCUCCAACAGCUUCCAAGAAGGCUGUAGUUAGCAGCUCUGAGUCACACGUACCCUGGAAUGGAGGCAGGCAGAGGCUGAGCGACAUGAGCAUUUCUACCUCCUCCUCUGACUCGCUGGACUUCGAUCGGAGCAUGCCGUUGUUUGGCUAUGAGGGGGACACUAACAGCAGCCAGGAGGAUUUUGAGGGGGAAAGCGACCAAGAGAGCAUGGCGCCUCCGUUGAAGCCCAAGAAGAAAAGAAACAGUUCGUUUGUUCUCCCCAAGAUUGUGAAAUCCCAGCUACGGAAAGUUAGUGGAGUUUUCAGUUCCUUCAUGACCCCUGAAAAGAGGAUGAUUAAGAAGAUUGCAGAGAUGUCCCGGGACAAACGCACUUACUUUGGAUGCCUAGUGCAGGACUAUAUCAGCUUUCUCCAGGAAAACAAGGAGUGCCACGUUUCCAGCACAGAUAUGCUGCAAACAGUUCGGCAGUUCAUGACCCAAGUUAAGAACUAUUUGUCCCAAAGCUCUGAACUUGAUCCCCCAAUCGAAUCGCUGAUUCCAGAGGACCAAAUAGAUGUUGUCCUAGAGAAAGCCAUGCAUAAGUGCAUUCUGAAGCCAUUGAAGGGCCACAUCGAAGCGAUGUUGAAAGAGUUUCAUACUGCAGAUGGUUCUUGGAAACAGCUAAAGGAAAACCUACAGCUGGUACGGCAGAGGAAUCCUCAGGAACUGGGCGUGUUUGUUCCGACACCAGACUUCGUGGACGUUGAAAAGAUUAAAGUCAAGUUCAUGACCAUGCAGAAAAUGUACUCUCCUGAAAAGAAAGUCAUGCUGCUGCUGAGAGUUUGCAAAUUGAUUUACACAGUUAUGGAGAAUAACUCAGGGAGGCUGUACGGAGCUGAUGACUUCUUGCCUGUGUUGACAUAUGUAUUAGCCCAGUGUGACAUGCUGGAGCUGGAUACUGAAAUUGAGUACAUGAUGGAACUGCUGGAUCCAUCUUUGCUGCAUGGAGAAGGAGGCUAUUACUUGACAAGCGCUUAUGGAGCACUUUCGCUGAUCAAGAAUUUCCAGGAAGAACAAGCUGCCAGACUGCUAAGUUCAGAAGCCAGAGAUACUCUCAGGCAAUGGCACAAAAGGAGGACGACUAACAGGACGAUACCUUCAGUUGAUGAUUUUCAGAGUAGGUCAAUAACUUCAACUGAAGAAUAACAAAAGUUGCUGUUAUUUCACCUUCAAAAAUCAGGCCUGUGUAUUUUUCCACAUAAAACCAUGGGAUUCUGUGGACUGAAGUGAGGAAGAUGGCGUAAUCAAGAAGGAAGGAUUAAUUUCUUUGUUUUCAGUUGUUUAUGGUUCACAACACAAAGUUUCUAGUGACAACCAUCAAUUACUUAUGACAUAAUUAAGCGCUUGAGAAGUGAAGAUGUGGGGUAAUCUGAAGGUAAUGAAACCUUUCAGCUCAGGCUUCUUCUGCUUUAUCAGUGUCCAUAUAAAGAACUGUAGAUCAACGCUGAACAGGAAGGAACUGAGAAAAGCAGCAGUCUUGUGUAAUUUGCCUCUUAAGAGGAGACCUAAUCAACAGAAAUACCAAACUACGGCCAGUUCACAAAGCUAGUCCAUCUUACCCGGAUCUGUUCUUUAUUGUGCUUACCUGCUUUUAAGGUGGAGUCUCAACCUACUUCAGUCUGAUGUUCUUUCUCACAAAAUGCUACAUCAUAGGGAAAUCCAUUUUCUUGGAUCUCUGCUGGAUGGCUAAAUCACAGAAGAUUCUUUGGGCAGGAUCUUGUAUUCUGUCUACCCUUCCCUUCCUCGGCAAGUCAACUUCAGCCAACCUAAUUGUACAGCUGGAUCCCACGCGGGGUCUGGGAAGAUGCAGGGGGUAGGGGAAGAGCCAGCACUGAAGUUGUGCAGUGCUUCUGUUGUCUCUUUCAAAAGAGAGCUUCUUCUGCCUACUCAGAAUGUCACUUUGCCAUUUUCUUUCUCAGCAUCCUACAGUCCUUGAAAUAAAGCACCUUUCCUAUGACAAAAGCUUAAUGUGACUUCAGCUCAACUAAUUCUUCUCCCAUCAAACCAAGAUGCACUCACUGCGCUUCUGUGCUGCAGCCUUGUGAGCCUUGAAAACCUUCGUUCUCCAUUCCUCAAAGGGAUGAGAAAGCAAAAAUCCCAUAUGCUGAUGAUUAAACACAACUUUCCAAUACUGCAUAAAUAAUUUAAACAGUAUGAGUUAUGGGCGUUUCUGCAACCUUUGGCAUAUCCGUGGAGCAAUCCUACCUGCAUGAAUGCACGUGCAUUUAAAAACAAACCUUCUGUAUGUUAAGUACAUUAGAAAUUAAAACUGAAGUGUGCAGGGCUGCUUUUUUUUUCCCUCCCUACUUCUUCCAGUUGGAUAAUAAACCAAAAAGUUGUUCUAUUCACUCAGAUUCAGUACCAGUGGUUUAAAUGCUGCUGGAAGGCUUCAGUGUUUCAGUCUACAAACUAUCCAAAAAUCUUUGAUAAAAAUAGGAAUGCGCUUUUGGAACUUAAGUCAUAUGAACGUACUUCUUAAUUUUUAGCAGCUUGUUUUUGUGGAAUGCAAACUUUUGCCAUAGCGAUUUGGCAUGCUUAAUUUAUUUAGCAUGCAGACAUAGGUAAAAGCUUGCUCAACGAGUAGGUCUUUCUCACUUUCCCAGUUUGCUUUAGAUGGUCUUCAAUUCUAGUUAAUUUCAUUUUUACUAAAAUGGCAUGAUGUGUUAUGUCAGACUUGUGGGAUUAUGUCAAUUUCAAUAGCGAAAUGCCGCAGAGUAUAUUUAUUCUUUCUGCAGCAUCCCUUUGUGCCUUAUUUGGAAAAAGAAAACACCAUCCUACAAAAUUUGUCACAUCAGACUCAGACACUGGUGAACUCAGUGAAGAUGUCCUACAUGAGGCUGGAUUACCUUGUGCAUGCUACAGCAUCAAAGUGCACAGAGAUGCUUCUCAUGUAGUAGCUUGUGGACCAAGACCAUGGUUUUCUUAAAAUUAGCUGGGGCUUUUUUUCUGCUUCUGACUAACAUAUCGCGUGAAGUUUCUGUUUUCUUAUAGUGAUCCAGCAGUGGCAUCAGCAGCAUGUCUUGAGUAUGCUGUCUCAGAUAUUUAUUUUGCUUUUCAGCGUUUUGUUUCCUGUUAAAGCCUAAUGUGAAAUCCUGUUAAAAUCGCCGGGACUUUCCGUGUGUCUUUAGGGCUGUAUCUGUUCACUCUUAAUUGCAGAGCUAGAAUGCAAAGCAAGGAAAGGGGGAUGUUGGCUUGCUGAGUUUCAGUUAUGCCCACUGCAGAUUUGCCAGUUUCACCACCAACACUGCAAUUCGCAAGGUGGUCAGAAUUUACAGGAACAAGUGGUAUGUGUUUCACAACUAGAACACAAAGAUGCUUGGUGUUCAUUGCUGACUCUUGAAUUUUCAGAGGAUGUUUUGUUUUAUUUUGUGUUUUUUUCCUGACAUCUGUUUUCUCAUUCAACAGAACUACCUUCGAGUUGCAUUCCAGGACGUUAACAGUGGAUGUACAGGGAAGACCUUACUAGUAAGACCAUAUAUCACUACAGAAGAUGUAUGCCAGCUAUGCGCUGAGAAGUUUAAAGUGGACAACCCAAAAGAAUAUAGCCU
Molecule: messenger RNA, 5241 nt
Organism: Numida meleagris (helmeted guineafowl)
Lineage: Eukaryota; Metazoa; Chordata; Aves; Galliformes; Numididae
Gene: RIN2
Product: Ras and Rab interactor 2
Exons: 14
Coding region: 413-2839 (808 amino acids)
Biological process (GO): vesicle-mediated transport; signal transduction
Cellular component (GO): endocytic vesicle; cytosol
Molecular function (GO): small GTPase binding; guanyl-nucleotide exchange factor activity
Source: RefSeq, a predicted model, not a curated record